Anneissia japonica is the source of this 2426-nucleotide messenger RNA. RefSeq lists its product as uncharacterized. NCBI's taxonomy places the organism in Eukaryota, Metazoa, Echinodermata, Crinoidea, Comatulida, Comatulidae. The record is from RefSeq and is a predicted model, not a curated record. The transcript is spliced from 3 exons. The coding region runs from base 947 to 2425 and encodes 492 amino acids.
UCGAAGAAAUUGAUGCAAGAAAUCAAUAUUAUUUAUUUAACUUAUUGUUUAUUCGUUUCACCUUUACUUAAUUUUCUAUAUUUUGUCAGUUUGAACAUCCAUCAGUGCAUUACUUUGAAAACCUUCCUUCUCCGACUAAACAUACUUUCCUCAUACCCUCAAGUAUGUUCGUUGAUAAUAAAAGUACCGUACUCUUCUCAAUCGUUGCCCGGAUGAAAGCAAAUAACUUGUGAUGUAGAUUCAGCCAUUAUAAUUAAACCUACUACGUACAGUAUCUUAUAUGCAGCCCAGUUAUCGGAACUAAUGGUUGUAGCUUGGUGGAUACAGACUAUAUUUUUCUUGGAACUUUUAAUUUAAGGAAUAGUAUCUAAAGGUCAGCCUUAACUAUAUUUCUUUAAAUUGUGAAUGAAGCGAUUAAGAAUGUUCUACCUAUGUUCUCUUCUUGUAUCAAAUUGUUACUCGUAAAAAUGAUUGCAGCAACGAAAGUCAAGUUUCCAAUAUUUUGUUGGCUUGGUCAACAGACUGCGUACAAUAAGAGACGAUUGUUGCUAGGAUCAUCUUAAAUAUUACAUACGAAUCAGUUGUUAUUGAACGAUCGGAUCGUUACAGUUAUAGGUCAAGUUGUAGAAGGAUUGAUUCUACAACAAUCAAACUCUCAGAGGAACUGUGCACUAUGCAGACGGUAUAAUGUUUCCCGCGUACAUUAUCUGUGAAUGUUACCUGAUACACACACUUAACAAUUAGUUUGUUGGCAGACCUAAAGUAGAACUGCAUUGAAUAGGCCCUAUUGAUCAAAAUUUAAAUCAAGGAAAUCUUGAGAUUCAUAGUACCGUUUUUUUUAUGUUUUGUUAUUAUUGAAUAUUCCAUGACGUAAUUUCAGACCGGUAUAAAAUAUUGCGUAUGCUACGCGUUUACUUCGUAACGCAAUUGAACUCGAAAUGAAAGGAUGCUUGAGAUAAGAGAUAUGAACAAAGAAACCUGUGCUAUAACGUGGGAAAACCCGGAUUUGUGGGAAGAUACAAUUAUGAACAACAAUUCAUUUUACCUAGAUAAAAGUCGCCUGCAUAAAACUGAUGAUUAUGGUCACGUGUUUCUACCAAAACUGGUAACAGAAACCAACUUUCAGCACACAAGCAGAACAACUGUUCCGCAGAGAAAAAUAAAAUCUGAGGAAUGCUCAACGAGAAGCAAGUUAGAAACCACGAGGAAGCAGCGAUCUUUAUCAACCAGUUUUAGUUUACCACAGUUAGUAUCAUAUCAUGAACUUGUAAGCGGUCAAUCGAAAUCAACGACGUCAUCAAAUGCCCUUGUCCCUAAUGUCAGUGAGAACUGUGACACUUUUAACCAAUCAGAGAAUGAAGAGGAAAGUGAUGAUACGGUGCACAUAUCAAUUGAUCCGUACCCGGAUAUUGGUGUAGAAUCUUUUCUCAAUUCCAGCUACGUUCUCGAAGAGGUUCCUCCGACACCCCCGAGAAGAAGAAAAAGGAAAGAAAUACAUAAUAAAAUGAAAAAUAAACAAGAAAACGACACAAAACAGCGACAAGAUCGUGCCCGAAUGAAAACAGUGAAGCGAUGGAGCCAAUCGGAACGAAAUCGACAACGGGACUUAGCUCGGAGACACCCGGUACGAAAGCAAUUUUUGUACAGUGAAAUAAUGGAAGAAGAACUUAAGUCACAUAUACCAAAGAGAAUUCCAGGCGGCAAAUUGAAACCAAUUUAUAAACGAACGAAUGAUGGGGAAAUAUUUGUGCCGAAUUACCCUCUAAAUAUUAACCUUGAGCGGCUCAACAUACGAGAAAAUGAAGACAUUGCACUCACUGGCUCUGCUUCAGAUAUAAAUAAAGUUAGAAAAAAAGAACUUCGUGUAAUGUUAGAAAAGCGGAAAAAAGCGCAAAUUAAAAAACAUAAGAAGAAAAGAAAACGCGUUCGAUUUGUUUUGCCUUACACUCACAUAGACAGUGAGGAAUCGGACUCGGAAAUCUCAAGUAAUGUACAAGGACGCUCUCAAAUUUGCUCGCCAACUAGUGAGAAACCGUCUCAAGAAGAUGAAUCUGAGCUUGUGAUAGGGCAAGAAAGAAGAGAUCGAGAUCUCCUUGUGCUGCGUUAUGAAGACUUGGCAACAAGUGAAUUAAUAAUAAACGAGUCAGAAAGCAAUAUAAACCAUGAUGAGCAAGAUAUUCCUUCCAAACACAUGGAUAUAUUGACGAGGAGUGGCUCACAGAAAAUUAGUCCCGAUGCAGAAGAACAACUCUCAACUAGUGCAAUGUUAAAACUUCCAGUAAUAAAUAAUGGUAAAUCAGCAAUAAAUAAUGGUAAAUCAGCGGAACAAACCGACAGAGACUCUAUAACAUUAGUUGAUAAUUACAGAUUUAAAAUAUCGAAAGUAAAUGGGAUUGCAAUUAAGUACACCAGACUUGAUUCAUGAU